Molecule: messenger RNA, 4256 nt
Organism: Carcharodon carcharias (great white shark)
Lineage: Eukaryota; Metazoa; Chordata; Chondrichthyes; Lamniformes; Lamnidae
Product: ral guanine nucleotide dissociation stimulator-like
Exons: 18
Coding region: 684-2954 (756 amino acids)
Biological process (GO): Ras protein signal transduction; positive regulation of GTPase activity
Cellular component (GO): plasma membrane
Molecular function (GO): guanyl-nucleotide exchange factor activity
Source: RefSeq, a predicted model, not a curated record
GAGAGAGAGAGGAGAUUAUUUAUUCGUUUGAGGGGGAAGGAGAUGGAGUUUGGUCAGCUUCUGAUCGGAAUGCGAAGGGUGCAGAGAUUAGCAAUGGAUUAAUGGUGGCAACAUGCAGCAAGGCUGUACCUGACCAUCAAACAACCUGAGAGAGAGAGAGAGAGGAGAGGAAGGAUUAGCGACACGGGUUUGCAGGAAUCCUUGCCUGUAACCGUGAAACCAGUCUUCACUCAUUACAGCAGAUCAUCGCUCCUUUUGGAUUUUUUUUUUCUGUGUGGUGGAAUAUCUUUAAUGAAGUUAUUUUUCUUAACUCCACAAAACUCAUUUUUAAUGAUUUAGAAAAUUGUUCGCAAAGGCUGGAUAUUUUCACCCAGUCUCCCCUCAGUUGUCAAACUCUAAUUGUGGCUUUGCUCUGCUCCUCUUAAAGAGACUUUGCAAUUGUUUAGGAUUAGCGCUGGAUUAUAUAUAUAUAUAUCAUGAUGUGUUCAUUCCUGGGAUAGAGACAUUUUCACCCAGAAUGGAAAGGGCAAAGAAGACAGACUGGGGAAAGAGCUUGUAAAAAUCAUUCCUCCCACCACCUCCUCCCCACCAAAAACAAAACAGACUGUGGGCUUCACCCUUCAUUCGCUGGCUGGGGAGACAGAGGGGCUGCACGGAGCAUAUUGGAGAGACUAUGUUUGGAGAUGAUGAGGUGGAAUGCUCAGAGCGCUGCGCAGGAGAUUGGCGAGGAGACCGAAGAUGGCGCCAUCUACACGAUAACGCUCAGGAAAGUUCAGGUGCAUCAGGCAGCAAGCAAAGGGCAGCGAUGGCUCGGGGUAGAUAGCGAGACAGCGAUGAACCUGUACGAAACGUGCAAAGUGCGGACCAUCAAGGCUGGGACCCUGGAGAAACUCGUGGAGUACCUGGUGUCUGCCUUCAAAGGCAACGACUCCACCUACGUCACCAUCUUCCUCUGCACUUACCGGGCCUUCGCAACGACCAAACAAGUGUUAGACCUGCUGCUGAACAGAUAUGGAAAUUUACAUCAAAUGAAUGGAGAUGUAUCCAAGCUUACACCAGAUGACAGGGUAGAAUUGAAAAACACUAUUUCAUCGAUCCUUGGCGCCUGGCUCGAUCAGUAUUCUGAAGAUUUCAGGAAACCGCCGGACUACUCCUGCCUGAAGCAUCUACACGCCUACAUCCAUCAGAUGUUUCCGGGUUCGGAUCUGCAACGUCGUGCCCAUAUCCUGCUCGGCACAUUCCAAAGGCACAAGGAACCAGAGCCUGAUCAGGAUGCAGUUGAUCACAGUAGCUGCACGUUCGCUAUGGUGGAAGAGAAUGGAUUUGAAGAUGGAAAGCCCGACUUUCUCUCCUUCUUUGCUAACGUGGUGGCUGAGCAGUUUACAUUAAUGGAUGCAGAGUUGUUUAAGAAAGUCGUUCCAUAUCACUGCCUAGGAAGCAUCUGGUCCCAGAGAGACAAGAAAGGGAAAGAACAUUUGGCACCCACAAUUCGUGCAACCGUCACGCAGUUUAACAGAGUGACGAACUGUGUCAUUGCAACCUGUUUGAGCGACAAGACGCUGAAAGCUCAACAGAGAGCUAAGAUCAUUGAGAGAUGGAUUGAGGUGGCCAGGGAGUGCAGAAUCUUCAAAAAUUUCUCCUCGCUACGAGCCAUUCUCUCUGCCUUACAAUGCAACUCGGUUCACAGGCUCAAGAAAAGUUGGGACGAGGUGUCGAGAGAGAACUUCCGGAUAUUCCAGGAAUUGUCGGAAAUCUUCUCUGACGACAACAACCACUCCUUGAGCCGUGAGCUCCUCAUCAAGGAGGGAACCUCAAAGUUCGCCACACUUGAUAUCAACCCAAAAAGGGCUCAGAAACGACAACAACACCAAAAGGAAAUGGGUGUCAUGCAAGGUACGAUCCCAUACCUGGGGACCUUUCUCACUGACCUGGUUAUGUUGGACACUGCAGUGAAAGAUCAUUUGGAUGGAGGCUUGAUCAACUUUGAUAAAAGGCGAAAGGAGUUUGAAGUGAUUGCCCAGAUUAAGUUGCUGCAGUCGGCCUGCAACAAUUACUCGUUCACACCGGACCAUCGGUUUGUGGAGUGGUUUCGAAGCGUGGAGCGGCUGACUGAGGCUGAAAGUUACAAUCUCUCGUGUGAAAUUGAGCCUCUGGCAGAAUCGGCGAGCAACACUCUGAAGGCGAAGAAAAACUCGGGCAUCAUUAAACGGUGGAGCGACAGGCAGACACCAACCACAGACACCCCAAGCACAGGUGCCCAGUCACGAUCCUGUGAGCAACUCAAGUAUGGACCAUACCUGGGCGGUGGGGACACGGCAGAUUCAGUGAGUGUCACAUCCGCUGGCUCCAGCAACUCCGACGUGGAAGAAAUCAACGUCAGCUUCAUCUCGGAAUCGCCAGAUUCCCAGGAGAAAAAGUUCUGGGAAUCAACGUCACUGUCCUCAUUGGACACGUCUGGAAUCGGCUCAGGGUCAAGCAGUGCCUCCUCUUCCUCGGUCUCCUCCACACCCAUAACGUCCUCCAGGACGCACAAGCGCUCUGUGUCUGGAAUAUCCAGCUACUCCACACUAUCUCUGCCACUUUAUAACCAGCAGGUGGACGACUGCUGUAUCAUUCGGGUCAGCCUGGACGUUGACAAUGGAAACAUGUACAAGAGCAUUUUGGUGACGAGCCAGGAUAAGACGCCCGUUGUCAUUCGAAAGGCUAUGGCCAAACACAAUUUAGACGGGGAUAGGCCCGAGGAGUAUGAGCUGGUACAGCUCAUCGCUGAGGACAAGGAACUGAAAAUUCCUGAUAACGCGAAUGUAUUUUAUGCCAUGAAUUCGUCUGUCAACUAUGAUUUUAUGCUAAAGAAAAGGGGUCACUCAAAAGCAGGCAAAACAAAGCAUGUUUCAAGUUCGACUCUCCCUAGAAUGAAGCAAAAAGGACUGAAGAUUACAAAAAGUAUCUUCUAACUUCUCAAAGUUGGACCGGCUUCCUGUGUUUUCUGGAUUCACCGAAACUUUAUACUAAAAAAAAUCAGUGUUAUGAAUAAAUGUGCAAUAUUGUCUGCAAUUGCGACUACUGGAAGCAUCAUACUACAGGCACUUAUUGUCUUACUGGAGAAACUGAAAGGCAUUACACUCCAAUGAAAUACAGAGUUGAGAAGGAACUCCCUGUAACAGACAACUGAUCCACCCUAUCACACGGUUUGGGGAGAGUGGGCGCAGUGAGAGAAAGGUCAUGUAUUCAGUGAUGUGACUUUGGUUAGAUUAGUCACUUUGAGUGGCAGUGUGAAUAUAAGAAGAUUAACUGGCUGAUGGAGGGGUAAGAAACACUGGUUCUCCAUGAAGACAGGAACCAUUGUCCCUCAACAACUGCAAAGUAGAUUGCUUUGUCCAGGGUAUCAGAGGUUAUUAAAGUGGAAAUAGAACUCUGAACUUGUCAUUGUAAUAUAGAAACUUUUGGUCCCUCAUUUGCAGAGCUCAUAGCUCUGUAGGUGACUCACCUAUUGCCUGCACUUGUACAGUAACCCAAGAAUCACCCUGAAAUUCUGAGGAGAGAGAAAGAAAAACAAUGGUUUUGACCAGGUAUGAGGAUCCUCCUGACCAUCUCUGAGUCCUGCUUAUGAAGAGUCCUCCAUUUUAGAGGUUGUCUGAUGUCAAAUGAGAACACAAUCAGCAGAAGGUUUAUCCGACUGCAUGUUGUGCGGAGCUCAGAGAAUUUUAACCUGGGAAACAAGACAAGUGUUUUCCUGGCCUGACGUCACCAAUCAGACCGCAGACUGGAAGACAUCUGCUACAAGAUCGUCAACUGCAAUUGGUCAAGGUGACCAAGAAAUGAUGGCCAACCCUCAAUGAUUCAUUCCUACAUAUUACCAAACAGUGGGUUCUUAUUGAGUAGUUAGCGGGGGGUGUUGGAGCUGAUGGAAUUGUACAGUUAAACUUCGAGCCAUUCUGUGGCAUGAACACUCGUCCUUUUUUAAUUUGCAAAGAAUAUGACUCAUUUUCAAAUGAACUGUGUUGACUUUUUUUUAAAAAAAGUUUGUUUUGUAAAAACAAUGGAAUCUUUUUUGGGACAAUAUUUAUUCACUGUACAGACAUUAUAUUGAUGAGUGGAAUUGUAAAUUUCUUACUGUUGAAUAUUAUUUAAUAUAUUGACUUGUUACUGAUUCUAGUAUUUAUCUUGCUGUUUGCUCAAUGGGUCUUCCCUUGUCUGGUGAAAUGUGUUGUCUUUGUUACUUUUUUGUAUAAUGUAAAAAGACGGACGAUCAUGAA